Setaria italica (foxtail millet) is the source of this 714-nucleotide messenger RNA. RefSeq names its product dehydration-responsive element-binding protein 2D. Gene Ontology annotation, biological process: ethylene-activated signaling pathway; regulation of DNA-templated transcription. Gene Ontology annotation, molecular function: DNA-binding transcription factor activity; DNA binding. NCBI's taxonomy places the organism in Eukaryota, Viridiplantae, Streptophyta, Magnoliopsida, Poales, Poaceae. The record is from RefSeq and is a predicted model, not a curated record.
AUGUGCUUUAGCCGUGUGAAAGUAGAAAGCAAGGUGCAAGACAAAGGUGCUCAAACUUUACUGCAAUUGGCCAUCGAAGCUCCCGCAGCGUGCGCCUGCGCCACGUGCGGCGCGGACGGGUGUGCCAUCGGCGGUUGCGAGCUCCUCACCGCGGCGGAGACCAGGUUGAGCAGUGACAGCGAUGACGGAGGGGAGAAGUCCGCGUCCGCGUCCGCAAGCCGCACCACCGUCGCCGGGGGCAUGGGCAAGCUACGACGGCAGCGGAGGGGGAGGGUGAGCAAGUACCGCGGGCGGCGGUGGCCAUGGGGCAAGUGGGCGGUGGAAAUCCUCGACCCGCACUGCGCCAUGCGCAAGUGGCUCGGCACCUUCGACACCACCGUGGACGCUGCGCGCGCCUACGACUUCGUCGUUGUCAUGUUCCGGGGCCGCCGUGCCAAGCUCAACUUCCCCGACAAUGCGACCCCUGCGCCCGCACCUUCCUGGGUGCCAAUCUCGACGUACCUCCGCCACCACCACCUGCCGCAGCCGCUGCCCGAGAGCUUGCACGAGACCUGCGGGUCGAAUGUGUCCUCGCCGGUCCGCGUGGUUCCUGCGGCAGUGGUGCCGGCCGGACAGCACGGCGCGAGGCCGGUAUUGAAGGAGCAGGACAUUUGGGACAGGCUGAACGAGAUCAUGAUGAUGGAUGAUGGCAGCUUCUGGUCGUCCAUGCCAUGA